AUGCCCGAGUCCACAUCUAAAUCCGGAUCAACAAACCCUAAACCCAAGCCCCAAUCCGCCAAAUCCACAGAUCCAUUCUACGCCGUCUCGCCGAUAUGGAAAGACGUUACUCCCAUCCCGCUCAUCGAUGGGCCUCCCAACCAAAAGGACCCAGGCCCCGCCCUGGCCACCAUCGCUUACGCACCGCGAUACACGGAGGCCAUGUCAUAUCUGCGAGCAGUCAUGGCUGUGAAUGAGUUCAGUCGGCGCGCGCUCGAGUUGACGGAGGAUAUCAUCGGAAUGAAUCCGGCGCAUUAUACUGUUUGGCUUUACCGAGCAAAGAUCUUGAAGGAAUUGUGGGAAAGGGAGGGGACGAGUACGGAAGACGGGGUCAUGGAGGAAUUAGACUGGUUAGAGGGAGUAAGUGAACGGAAUUUGAAAAAUUAUCAAAUCUGGCACCAUAGACAACUCCUCGUCUCUCUGCUCCCCAGACUCCCUCCAACGGAAACCGACUUCCUCGCAUACAUACUCUCCUUCGAUUCAAAGAACUAUCACGUCUGGACCUACCGCCAAUGGCUAUGCUGCCGGUUCCCCGAUCCAUUACUUUCCACCGACGUGGAACUUCAGGCCCUUGACGCACUAAUCAACGAAGACGUCCGCAACAACUCGGCCUGGAAUCACCGGUAUUUCAUCUGCUUCGGGGCCGAGGAGCUUCGCGUCAUCGAAUCGGAGGGUGGCAACAGGAAAGAAGUCCUGGCCAGCGGCAACCUCGUCGUUGAUGAGGACGUUGUCGAGCGAGAAAUCAACUACGCCAAAGACCAUAUUGCGUGGGCGCCGCAAAAUCCCAGUCCAUGGAAUUACCUCAAGGGCGUGAUUAAACGGGCGGGCAUUCCGAUCACGGACCUCCAGGUGUAUUGCGAGAGCUUCGUGGGUGGCAGAGGGGCGGAUUUGAUGGGUGACAAGGUUCGAAGCAGCCAUGCCAUAGACUGGUUGGCGGAUAUUUAUCGCUUGGAUGGCAAUCUGGAGAGGAGUAGGGCAUGUCUCGAGGCUUUGGGGAAGAAAUGGGAUCCAAUCCGGAGGAAAUAUUGGGAUUAUCGAGCAAAGCAGUUGACGGCCGGAGACGAUAAAGAUUCAGUCGGCAGCAAGUGA
Molecule: messenger RNA, 1128 nt
Organism: Rhinocladiella mackenziei CBS 650.93
Lineage: Eukaryota; Fungi; Ascomycota; Eurotiomycetes; Chaetothyriales; Herpotrichiellaceae
Exons: 2
Coding region: 1-1128 (375 amino acids)
Biological process (GO): protein geranylgeranylation; protein farnesylation
Cellular component (GO): CAAX-protein geranylgeranyltransferase complex; protein farnesyltransferase complex; cytoplasm
Molecular function (GO): CAAX-protein geranylgeranyltransferase activity; protein farnesyltransferase activity
Source: RefSeq, a predicted model, not a curated record